AAACACCGAAACUAUUUCUCAGUUCUCUCGAUUUAAAUAAAAAAUAAAAGAAGCACAUUAAUGGAGCUCUGAGCUCCUUCUUCUCCACGAGGCUCCGACUCUUCUCCCCUCUACUGCAGCCUCAAAAUUUGCUAGUCUCUCAACAUUUCACUCUGUGGGUUUUAAUUUGGGAUUUUUGAGAGAUACAGAUACGCCUAAAGGAGCUUGGGCGUUUUAGAUGGAUUCAUCACAGAGUGUGUCAGCGGGAACCGGUGCGAAUAGUGGCAAUGGAAUGAUGGUUCCCCCGGCCAAUGAUACUACUGUUCCAGCGGCAGCAGCAGUAACAACGGUGGGAGAUGAAGCAAAGCAGAACCUGAACCAUGUGAUUAACUCCAUCCAGAAAACUCUGGGUCUUCUUCACCAGCUCAACCUCACUGUCUCUUCCUUCAAUGCUGCGUCUCAGCUUCCGCUUCUCCAUCGCCUGAAUUCUAUUGUUUCAGAGCUUGACAACAUGGCUAAGCUGUCAGAGAAAUGCAAUAUUCAGGUUCCAAUGGAAGUUCUUAAUCUGAUCGAUAACGGUAAAAAUCCUGAUGAGUUUACAAAGGAUGUGAUAAACAGCUGCAUUGCUAAAAACCAGGUCACCAAAGGAAAAGCUGAUGCCUUCAAGGGUCUCCGGAAGCAUCUUCUAGAGGAACUUGAAAUGACAUUUCCUGAAGAUGUUGAGUCUUACAGGGAGACACGAGCUGCUUCUGCUGCUGAAAUGAAACGGCAGGCACAAGCACAAGCCCAGGCCCAAGCUCAAGGUCAAAGCAUGAUACCAAAUGGAGAUGUAAAGGUUAAAAAUGAGCUUUAAAUGCCUCUUUCUUUGAUGUAUGAGGUUCUUGAAGUCUCGCUUACCAUGUUUGCAUCCUUCUGGUUGUUGAUACAAAGCUUAAUAGAUACAAUCAUGACAAGUAUCUAAUUCUUCUGGUUGUUGCUGCAAGGCCAUGGAUACACACACUCAUGUAUCAUAGAGUUAAUUGUUGCAUAACUCUGCAGCGUAUGGUGGGCAAGAAUAUGAUAAUAUAAUUAGUUUUUAUCUUGUUGAGAAAUUGAAGACAUUCUUUUAAGACAAGUAUCCGAAUUGUGUACUAUUCUUUUCUAAUGCUUUAUUUCAGUUGUUAUAAUUAAUUUGGUGUUGGGUACU
Humulus lupulus (European hop) is the source of this 1165-nucleotide messenger RNA. RefSeq names its product mediator of RNA polymerase II transcription subunit 10b. Gene Ontology annotation, cellular component: mediator complex; chromatin. NCBI's taxonomy places the organism in Eukaryota, Viridiplantae, Streptophyta, Magnoliopsida, Rosales, Cannabaceae. The transcript has 6 exons. Gene Ontology annotation, molecular function: transcription coregulator activity. The record is from RefSeq and is a predicted model, not a curated record. Bases 218 to 832 code for a protein of 204 amino acids. Gene Ontology annotation, biological process: positive regulation of transcription by RNA polymerase II.